Purpureocillium takamizusanense is the source of this 491-nucleotide messenger RNA. RefSeq lists its product as uncharacterized. Bases 6 to 491 code for a protein of 161 amino acids. The transcript has a single exon. NCBI's taxonomy places the organism in Eukaryota, Fungi, Ascomycota, Sordariomycetes, Hypocreales, Ophiocordycipitaceae. The record is from RefSeq and is a predicted model, not a curated record.
UCGUCAUGAUGGAGUACAAGUGGUCGAUCGAGGCCAUCGUGGCCCUGGCCACGGGCGGCCCCCUCUUGAUCCUCGCCGCCGUCGUGCCUCUGGCCAAGUGGUUCGCUGCCCGCGGCCGCCGUCAGCAUGAGGAGGGGGAGGGGGAGGAGGGACACGAUCUCGAGAGGCAGGAUCCGCCCGCGCCGGGUCGCCGCUGCUCCGAGUCCAUGUUACCCGUCGUCCUCAUCGGUGACGGCGAUGGGGGCUCUGCAACGCCCUCGACCGUCACCCUGCCGCCUCCGGCCGCGUUUUCCCCUACCGGGCAUCACGAAGACAUAUCCGCGUUCUUCGACCAGCGUCUCGAGAGCUUCCAAUUCCUUCGUAGAGGCAGCGUCUUCGGCCGUCACUCUGCCGCCUCCGGUCGUGGUUCCCCCCUCAGUCGUCGCGGAGACGCACCUUCUUCCAACACCGCCUGGCUAGCUUCCAGUCCCCCCUCCGACGUACACCAAUAG